Molecule: messenger RNA, 13305 nt
Organism: Selaginella moellendorffii
Lineage: Eukaryota; Viridiplantae; Streptophyta; Lycopodiopsida; Selaginellales; Selaginellaceae
Product: dynein-1-beta heavy chain, flagellar inner arm I1 complex
Exons: 72
Coding region: 24-13289 (4421 amino acids)
Biological process (GO): microtubule-based movement
Cellular component (GO): dynein complex
Molecular function (GO): dynein intermediate chain binding; ATP binding; dynein light intermediate chain binding
Source: RefSeq, a predicted model, not a curated record
AGGAGGAGGAGGAGGUAGGGUGGAUGCGCAGGAAAAUGCGGCUCAUCGGCGCGGAGGCGGCUUGGAACGACGAGCACGCGAAGAUCGUCUCGGGAUUUCUUCACCAGAAUGAGAAUUCCAGGCUCUUUUGCUACCUGGAUUCGUCAGGGCAGCUUCAUUGCACGCCGACGCUGCCUUCCAGAUGGAACGAGGUUCUUGUGUUUAUGCGUGACACAACGCAACCUUUUAAAGCGCGUAGCAUCCAGAAGCUCGUCCAGUGCCAGGUGAUCAAUGGAAGCCCGGGCGAUGCAAUGCUUCGCUUGAUGCAGGACAUGUAUCUUCCACUUAUGCUGGAAGAUGACACAUUGCGAGCCAACAUCACCAAAGACUUUGCCGGAGAGCUUGACAAGUUCAUGGCUACUUUGACAGAGUCUUUGUUCGAGGCAAAGGGUCAGACGAUUUUGUACAUUCCUCCGGUGCGGCUGAUGGACUUCGUCGGGAAUCAAGCUCCUGACAAAGAAUUGGCUCAGCGACUGGAGUCCAUUGUGAUUCGAUGGACUCGACAGAUUAAAGAGGUUAUUAGGAAUCAGGAGCGGUUCUCCGAAGUGGAGAUAUCCGGACCUUUAGCAGAAGUGGAGUUUUGGAGACGGCGUAGUAUCGACUUAAGUGGGAUUCGGGAGCAAAUAAAUCAUUCAGGUGUAGCUGCGAUUUUGAAAAUUCUUGAGAAACUCAAAUCUGCGUACCUUUCUCCGUUUUCUAGUUUAUCUAGAAAGAUCGAGCAAGAAGCUGUUGUUGCAGAAGAGAACUUGAAAUUCCUAGUGACGAUAGAGGAUCCUUGCAAGGAACUGGGAGCAGCAAAAAUUGUCGACAUUCCAUUUGCUCUGCCGAAGUUGCUGAAGUGCAUCCGGAUGAUCUGGAAGAUCAGUCCGUUCUAUAACACAGAUGAGAAAAUUAGUGGUCUCUUCGCCAAGGUUAGUAACGAGAUAAUAAGCAGGUGUUCUGCGGGCAUCCCUCUGUCAGAGAUUUUUGAUGGGGACGUGGAUAAGUGCAAAAAGGCUCUUCUUGAGAGCGUCCAAGCCUGUGAAUCGUGGAAGCACAUGUACGUAGCCAUGAUGAGGGCUGCAGCGGCACACGAUGGUGAAUUCAAGGACGACAACGAGCUUGUCGAUCGAAGUGUUUUCGCUGCAGUCGAAGCGUUCCUGCAACGGUGUCGGGAUAUGCUGGAGGUUUGUGAUGCGCAAAGACAGUUUUCAACGCGAAUGAAGUUGCCAGUCUUUGGAGGAACAAGAGGUUUAGAGAUUACCAAGUCGAUGUUCGAGCUUCAGGACACAUUUCAAAAACUUGUCUCGGGGUUGCGCUCGCUUUCGUAUAACUUGCUCGACGUGAGAGUGACACGGUGGCACGACGAUUUUGCAAAGUUUAAAAGUGGGAUUCAAGAUCUUGAGGUACUGAUGCAAAAUAUUAUGUCCCUCGCGUUUCGUCAUUCGUCUUCAUUGCCGGAAAGCAUAGAGUUGCUGGAGGCAUUUAAGUUACUGGCGUGUAGGGAAUCUAUAUGCAAGUGCGUUGACAGAAUGGGAUCUCAGGUAUGUCAAGCAUUUAGUAUGGAGUUAAUGAUUAUGAAGAAGCAGUUCGAUCAACUUCGUAGACGUCCUUUGAUGGACUAUGCUUUGCCGCGAUUUGCCGGUGGAGCUACUUGGGCUUUGCAGUUUCAACGUCGACUUAAGAAGCCUAUGAUGCUUUUAACCAAUGCGGCGCCGUAUUUGCUCGAAACUCCAGAUGCUGCUGACAUUCACACGCAAUUUUCUCAAAUAAUGGCUUCGAUCGAACAGUUUGUACAGAACCAGCAUGCUGAAUGGACAGCCAGUGUUGAUCCUCUUCUUCCAAAAAGGCUUGAAAGAAGCUUGCUGGAGGAUGGUGGCGAUGGAUUUUACGUUCUAAAGUUCGAUCCUCAACUGCUUGCUAUCUACCAGGAGGUUCAUUACUGGAAAUCCCUUGGCUGGGAUGUCCCGGAAGUAGCUACAAGCUUCAUUGAAGAUAAUAAAGAUCUUUGCGUUCUUCGAGCUAAUGUUCUCAUAGUGAUCCGUGACUGUAAUAAGAUGAUUGAUAAUUUGGAUACUGAAGAAGGAGGACUAAUAGCUGAGCACGUUGUUCGGCUUAGAAACAGCAUCAGUCCAGCCUUGGAUAGGCUUACGUGGACUUCUUCUGCACACGAGCUCGAGCAUUUUCUACAAGAGGUUCGCUUUAAAAAUCAUGUCCUCUUUGCAUCAACAGCGCUCUUUCGAGCGGCGAAGAGAAAGAUCAAUCAGAUUUGUAAUUCGAUCAGUGACUCGUGGUUAAUCAGCAUCGACAAGAAACGAAUAUAUGACUUGGCAGAGUUUUCAUCCAAGCAAGUUGAGCACCGCGGUAUCAUGCGAGGCCGUUUUGAGAAGGCUUACCUCAGCAUCAAAGAUACGAUUGCUCUCUCUAACAAGAAAUGUGCAAGCGAUAUGGUUGAAGUACAUAAUAAGUGGGAAGAUUAUAACAAGAAGGUGGAAGUCUUCAUGGAAAAUUCACUAAGAAAUUGUGUGACAAAAUCCUUGAAUGAACUAUCCAACGCUCUGAACGCUGAUACGAAGUCCUCUACGCCAAUGUUUAAUGCCAUUGGAGUACUGGAUAAAGGAACAGGGCGCGUUAAGCUUAUGCCAUCGGUGCAGGAACUUUUGGAGAUGAUACAAAUCGUUGCUAGAGAACUUGUCACUGUCAUUUCCGUAGUUCCUCGUUUGAGGAAACAAGCCAGCUUUCAAGAAGCGCUUCCUAGCUUUUAUGAGGUCAUCGGUCCCGAUCAAGAGGAGAUCCUUAUGAUGAUCACCGCUGGUGUAAUUGGAAUAACUGAUAAAGUUCAGCACUACCUUCAGUACUGGGAAAAGAAAUACAGAAGCAUUUGGGACCAAGACAAGGACGCGUUUAUACGAAGGUACGAGCGAGCAAAGAAACCACUUUCUGCUUUUGAAAGUGACAUUGUAAAGUAUCGAGAUCUGCAGGAAGAUGUGCAGGGUGAAGAAGGCAUAACGAACUUGAGAUUUUUGCGUAUUGACUGUGGUCCUUUGAAACAAGCGAUCAUAUCGCAUUGCGUGGCCUGGGUCUCCAAAUUUACAACGUUGCUCAAUACGAUAGCUAAAACAGAGUUGGAGUCUAUCUAUGCGUACAUGGAAAAGAACAAGCAGCAACUUAAAAGAAAACCUGAGACUCUCGAUCAGCUCACAGAAACUGUCAAUGAAUGGAGAGCUGUGGUGGACGAAAGAUCUGCCAUGGAAGCCAAGUUCACUCCUAUAGAUGAGAAGUACGAUACACUUUUCAAGUUUGAGGUUAUGAUACCCGAUGAUGAAAAACUGCUCCUAGAAAAUUUACCAGUGGAAUGGGAAGCAUUUCAAACUAUGCUUCAAGAAUUGGAAGGAGUACUAGAGCAGUAUAAGGCUGGUUUCUAUGAAACUAUUUGCAAGAUGGUGGAGACCUUCGUUAAAGAGGUUUCGGAGACCAGAGUGUCUUUUGUCGAUCGUUAUCCUACUACUACGGCGACAUCUAUUCCCGAUGCAGUAAAAUUCAUUGAAGAAGAGGCUGCUAAGGUUGAAGUUUUUCAGCAACGAUCGCAGAGUCUUUGGGCAGGCAUGAGCAUUUUUGGAAUGGAGAAACUGUCGAAUAAAGAUAAUGCUGCUACACUUAAAGAAUUGGAGCUACUGAAGGGAAUGUGGUUCCUCAAACGGGAAUGGCAGGAAGCCUUCGACAGUUGGAAGGAUUGUCUUUUCAGUGAGCUUGAUGCUGCCUCCAUGGAGUCCUCUGCGUCAAUCUUUAGCAAGCGUGUCUUCAAGAUUGGACGCGACACCAAAGGAUGGCCGGUGUGGCAAGACCUCAAGGAAACGAUUGAUGCUUUUAAAUCAACUCUCCCCCUUACAGUCGACUUGAGAAAUCCUGCAAUGAGGUUGCGACAUUGGGAGCAGUUGAUGGAAACUGUUGGCCAAAGAUUUGAUCCAUAUUCUAGCACCUUCACGCUUGCUAAGGUUGCUGAGUUGCGUCUUGAUUUACAUGGAGAAGCAAUAUGCGACUUAAGUAGCAUGGCGAGCAAAGAGCUUGCAAUAGAGGAAUCCAUUAUAAAAAUCAAAGAAGUGUGGGAGACAAUGGAGCUAGAUAUGGGAAUCUAUCGCGAUGCUCCGAGGAUUUACAAGCUCAAAAGCACUGAAGAUGUUUUUGCUGUUUUAGAAGAGCAUAGAGUGUCUUUGUCUUCAAUGAAGGGAAAUCGGGCACAUUUGUUCUUCGCGAAAGAUAUCAACCAGUGGGAGCGCACUCUUAGUCUUGUCUCAGAAACCAUAGAGAUGGUGGUGCAGGUUUCACGGUCCUGGGCAUACCUGGAAAAUAUAUUUGUUGGUUCUGAAGACAUUCGGAAGCAACUGCCUGCGGAGACUGCCAUGUUCGAUGGAGUUAACACAGUGUUCAUUGCUGCAUUGGAGGGUUUAUAUGUCAACAAACUAGUCACAAAAGCACUUACUGUAAAAGGCUUGCUCGAGUCUUUGAUGGACAUGGAGGCCAAGCUGGAAAAGAUCCAGAAGUCACUGGAGGACUAUCUAGAACAGAAGCGGCAGCAAUUCCCUCGCUUCUACUUCCUUUCUAGCGAUAACCUUUUGGAGAUUCUUGGUCAAGCAAAAGAUCCGCGCAAUGUUCAGCCACAUUUCAAGAAGUGCUUCGAGGGAAUAAAGAGGCUGGAAAUGCAUGCUCCAGGAGAGGAAGGACGACGACAAUACGAUACGACUGGAAUAUUUUCUCCGGAUGGAGAAUAUCUUCCUUUCUCAGAUCUUAUCAUUUUAAACACACCGCCAGAGGAGUGGCUUAACAGAGUAGAAGCGGCCAUGACAACGGCUGUAAAAGUUUAUCUGCGAAAAGCGCUCGAGGACAGUAAACUUGCGAAGAAAGACAAAUGGGUUAAAGAAAAUGCAGGACAAUGCAUUAUCACUGCGGGUCAGAUAAAAUGGACAGCAGAUUGUGAGAAGGCACUAGCAGGAGCGGAAACUAACAAAACAUCAGUUCGCAAACUAAUGAAAAAGUGGCUGAGUUACCUAAACAAGCUUACAGACAUGACUCGCUCCCGGCUUUCAAAAAUCGACCGGAACAAAGUUACAUCUCUGAUUACUAUCGAAGUGCAUGCGCGAGAUGUCAUUGAGAAGCUUAUGAAAGUUGGCUGCUCGUCGCCAAACGAUUUCGAAUGGGCGUCUCAGCUACGGUUCUACUGGGAGAACGAUGACUGUGCAAUCAGACAGGUGUUAUCCGUGUUCUCUUAUGGUUACGAGUAUCAAGGCAACAACGGUCGACUUGUUAUUACACCCUUGACUGAUCGAUGCUACAUCACCCUUGGUGCGGCAUUGUUUACCCGGCGAGGAGGAAAUCCUUUAGGUCCUGCAGGAACAGGGAAAACUGAGACUGUCAAGGACUUCGGAAAAGCUCUUGCUAGAUACGUUAUUGUGUUUAACUGCUCAGACGGAGUUGACUACAAAAUGACUGGAAAGAUGUUUGCCGGAUUAGCGCAGACUGGAGCCUGGGCCUGUCUCGACGAGUUUAAUCGUAUUGAGGUGGAAGUGUUGUCUGUCGUUGCCACACAGAUCGCUUGUGUUAUGGCAGCUAUCAAGGCAGAACUAAAGCGCUUUGUUUUCGAAGGUGUUGAAAUGCGCCUGAUCAAGACAUGCGGGAUAUUUGUGACGAUGAAUCCUGGAUAUGCCGGUCGUAGUGAACUGCCAGAGAACUUAAAAGCUAUGCUCCGGCCCGUUUCUAUGAUGGUUCCUGACUUCACUCUCAUUGCUGAAAACAUGCUUUUCAGUGAGGGAUUUCGCUCGGCUAAGGCGCUGGCUAAAAAACUGGUCGCCAUUAUGGAGCUUUCACAGAGACAACUCUCGAAGCAAGACCAUUACGAUUACGGUUUGAGGUCUUUCGUUAUUCCAAUCGCAAGAGCUGCUGGAGCAACAAAACGAGUUGAUCCCGAGAUGGUGGAAGACGUUAUUCUUAUGGCUUCUAUGAGGGACUUAAUCAUGCCAAAGCUUAUCUACGCAGACAUUCCACUGUUCAACGCGCUUCUCACGGAUCUCUUCCCUGGAGUCGAUUUACCACCCAAGGAAAACGACGUGCUCAAGCGUGCUUUGGAGCAAGAGCUGCUGGCGAAAGGGUUACAAGUAGUGAACGCAUUUGUUUUGAAGAUCAUUCAGCUCUACGAUUGCAUGUUGGCAAGACACGGAAAUAUGUUGGUAGGCCGAACAGGCUCUGGAAAGACAGAGUCUUGGAGAGCUCUUCAGCGUGCCUCCGGGCGUCUCAAAAAGGAAGGUGUCGAGAAUUUUGAGAGAGUCCACGUUUACAUAAUGAACUCUCUCGCGCUAUCCAACGAUGAGAUCUACGGAGUUUUUAGCAAGCUGACAAACGAAUGGGUGGACGGGGUCCUUGCCAACAUUAUGCGAAACGUCUGCGCUGACGAGACAUCAGAUAACAAGUGGAUGAUGUUCGAUGGCCCGGUGGACACCUUGUGGAUCGAGUCUAUGAAUACGUUGUUAGACGACAACAAAAUUCUUACGCUGCUGAACGGAGAGCGUAUAUCUAUGCCGAACGUGGUCUCCUUGGUCUUUGAAGUGGAGGACUUGUCACAAGCAUCACCGGCUACUGUGAGUCGAGCAGGAAUGAUAUAUUUGAAUGUAGAAGACUUGGGAUGGUGGCCAUUUGCGGAAUCAUGGUUACAACGUAAAGUUGCUGCUGGUGCUGAUCAGAUAUUGAUCAAGACAGUACGCAGUUUACUUGAGAAGUAUAUAGACUCUGGAAAUGCAUUUCGUAAAAAGAAGUGCAGAGAGACAGUAGCCAUUGACAACUUGAAUGGUGUGGCAAGCUUCUGCAAGCUGUUCGAUGCACUAGCAACUUUUGAAAACGGUGUCUCUAAACAUGAAGGAGACCAGUACGUUCCUAUGAUCGAGAAUUGGUUCCUAUUCAGCAUAAUCUGGUCUAUAGGAGCCAGUGUUGACGAGGAAGGGCGGAAGGCCUUUGACAUGUACAUACGAGAUUCUGAUCCAAGAUUUCCUGCUGCUGGAACAGUGUAUGACUACUUCGUGGAUCCAAAGAAGAAGGGAUUUACUCCCUGGGAAGAAAAGCUGUCUACCGCGUACAAAAUUCCUGUGGGAGCACCCUUUUUCAAAAUUCAAGUUCCAACAGUUGACACGGUGAGAACAAGCUAUGUAAUCAAAACGCUUGUGGCAGCAAGGAGGCAUUCUAUGAUUGUUGGAAGAGUAGGGGUCGGAAAGACUUUGAUUUCUCAAUCAGUUUUGCGCGCCCUUCCAGAAGGCUUUGGUCCGAUGAUCAUCAACUUUUCUGCACAGACUUCUUCAAACAGCUUACAGGAUACCAUUGAAGGUAGGCUCGAGAAGAGAACCAAAGGAGUGUUUGCCCCCGCUGGCGGAAAGCGGCUAGUCUGUUACCUGGAUGACUUCAAUAUGCCUAAGAAGAGUCAGUUCGGUUUUAUACCGCCAUUGGAACUCCUAAAACUCUGGAUGGACAAUGGUUUCUGGUACGAUCGUCAAAAGCAAGAGGUGAAGCAUGUUAAGGAUAUGCAAUUGCUUGCUGCCAUGGCUCCACCUGGUGGUGGUCGGAACUUUAUUUCUCAGCGCGUUCAAGCCUGUUUCUCACUGGUGAACCUGACAACUCCGAAUGACCAACAAAUGAAGCGUAUUUUCGGAGCUAUUCUUACUGCAAAACUUUUAACUUUUGAGGAUGAAGCAAGGCUUCUGGGUGAUAAUUUGAUCAACACGUGUAUCGAGCUGCACAACAAUAUAUGCCAGGAGCUGCUGCCUAUACCGAGCAAAAGUCAUUAUGUUUUUAACAUGCGUGACCUUGCGAAGGUUAUCCAAGGGCUACUUCAGGCCAACAAAGCCUUGUACGUCAGCAAGGACAUAAUGUUGCAGUUGUUUUGCCACGAGUGCUUCCGGGUUUAUGGUGAUAGAAUGUGGGACAAAGGGGACAAAGCAUGGCUUCAGGACCAACUAGAUCAAAAGCUCAAAAAUAACUUCAGUACCGAGUGGAAAAGCUUGUUUGGAGACCAGGUUCCCGUGUUUACAAGUUGCAUGCAACCCGGGGAGGAGCUCAUAUACGAGCCUAUUCCAAGCUUUCCAAUUUUAAAAGAAAACCUGGAGGAAUAUUUGGAGGAGUGCAAAUUGCAGCCAGGCGCUGUUGGAAUGGAUUUGGUGCUCUUUCGCGAUGCAAUGGAGCACGUAUGUCGAAUCCACAGAGUCUUAAAGCAGCCGAGAGGUAACAUACUCCUGGUUGGAGUUGGCGGCAGUGGAAGAAAGUGUCUUACUAGACUAUCGGCUUUUAUUGCGGAUAUGAAGGUGUUCACUAUACACGUUGUGAAAAACUACGGCUCGGUACAGUUUCACGACGAUCUUAAAGUUCUGUAUCAACAAGCUGGUCUAGGCGAAAACAAGAUGCCGGUUGUGUUCUUGUUUGACGAUACUCAAGUUGUGGUGGAAACAUUCCUUGAGGAUAUUAACAACAUUUUGAGCUCGGGAGAGGUUCCUAAUUUGUUCACAAAGGACGACUUGUCAACAGUUUUUGAUUCAAUUCGUCCCAUUGCAAAAAAAGAAAACGCUGGUGAAACUGACGACGAGCUUUAUGCAUUCUUCAUUGAGCGAGCUCGAGCAAGUCUUCAUGUCGCUCUCUGUUUAAGUCCUGUUAGUGGAGCCUUCCACAGAAGACUUAUGAUGUUUCCAGGCCUGGUGAAUUGUACAACAAUUGACUGGUUUCUGGAUUGGCCUGAAGACGCUCUUCAUGAAGUCGCUAUAAAGCUGAUGGCCGAUGAGGAAAAUGUUGCUGCUGCAGUGAAGACAAAUAUCUGCAAGAUAUUUGUGAUCAUUCACAAAUCAGUGAUUAUUAUAUCGACAAAAAUGUAUGCGCAGCUCAAAAGGAGGAACUAUGUCACACCAACAAGUUACCUUGAGUUUGCUAAAGGAUAUCGAAAGCUUAUUGCUGAAAAGAAGAAGCAGCUGGCUGAUAACGCUGCAAAACUACGUGGCGGUCUUCAUACUUUGAAUGAGACACGGGAACAAGUGGCAGCAUUGCAAAUUGUCUGCCAGGAUAAAAAGGUUAUUGUGGCACAAGCAAAGAAGGACUGUGAGGAAAUUCUUGUGGAGAUUGUGCAAGAAAAACGUGUUAUCGAUGAUCAAGAAAAACAAGUCAAUGAAGAAGCAGCUAAGAUUGAGAAAGAGGCAAAGAUAUGCAACGCAAUCGCUUCUGAUUGUCAGCAAGACCUCGAUAAAGCUAUGCCAGCACUAAUGGCUGCAGAAGAAGCGCUGAAUGUCUUGACCAAGAAAGAUCUUAGCGAAGUGAAGGCAUAUGCGAAACCACCAGCUUUGGUGGAGUUGACGUUGGGAGCUGUCAUGACAGUGCUGAAAAAACCCCCGACCUGGGACGAGGCAAAAAAGCAACUCGGAGACUCACAAUUCCUCACAAAUCUUCUGAAAUAUGACAAAGACCAACUUGUCGAUGCGCUGUUAAAAAAGAUCAACAAGUAUACUGCAAAUCCCGACUUCACUCCUGACAUCAUCGGGAAAGUCUCAGGGGCUGCUCGCGGUCUUUGCCUUUGGGUCCGUGCCAUGGAGUCAUAUGGCCACGUUGCCAAAGAAGUGGCUCCCAAAAAGGCGAAACUAAAAUCUGCUCAAGACGCACUGAAGAAACAAAUGGACGCUUUGCAAGCUGCGAGGAACACCUUGGAAGAAGUGAGAAUGAAGCUCCAGGUUCUGAAAGACAAGUAUGACAAGUCAAUGAACACGAAAGAGACGCUUCAGCGGGAAGCAGACGACCUCGAGGUGAAACUUAUACGAGCUGAAAAGCUCGUGAAUGGUUUGGCUGGCGAGAAAGAUAGGUGGGAAGCAUCCAUCAAAUCUUUUGAAGAGCAAAUAAGUAAGCUCCCUGGAGAUUGUCUUGUUGCGGCGGCGUUUCUAUCGUAUGCUGGACCUUUCUCGUCCGAAUAUCGAGAUGAGCUUGUGAACAAAACAUGGAUGGCUGAGGUCGUGAAGCUAGAGAUUCCUUCCUCGGCAGAUUUUAACUUCUGCAACUUUCUAGCCAAUGCUGGCGAUGUUCGAGAAUGGAACAUUCAAGGCCUUCCCGCAGAUUCGUUCUCUACAGAGAACGGUGUAGUCGUCAUGCGAAGUAAUAGAUGGCCCUUGAUGAUCGAUCCGCAGGAACAGUCAAAGAGGUGGAUUAAGAACCUUGAAGCUAGCAACGGGCUUGUUGUCAUGGAUUUGCAAACUGAUAACCUGAUGCGCACUAUGGAAGACUGCAUUCAAAGUGGAACUCCUGUGCUGCUGGUAGACAUCAUGGAAGAAAUUGAUCCGUCGAUAGAACCUGUCCUUGCGAAAGCUUUUAUACAACGAGGAAAUAGAGUUUUCCUGAGACUGGGCGAUAAGGAAGUUGACUAUCAUCCGAGAUUUAAAUUGUACAUCACAACAAAGUUGUCGAAUCCGCAUUUCUCACCUGAAACAUCGACGAAAACAACCAUUAUCAACUUUGCUGUCAAAGAAGCAAGCUUGGAGGCGCAACUGCUGACGCUGGUUGUUCAGAAAGAAAGACCAGAUCUAGACAAGCAAAGAAACGAACUUAUUAUUCAGGUGACAAACGGUAAACGGACCCAGGCGGAGUGCGAGGAUAAUAUUUUGCGUCUUCUUUCGUCUGCGACUGGGCCACUUCUUGAGAACCUCGAGCUGAUAGAAACUCUGGACAAGUCAAAAGUUACAUGGGAAACGGUCAAAGUAUCUCUGGAGGUAGCAGAAGUUACUGCAAAGAGCAUUGAAGUUGCUAGUGCAGCUUAUAAAACUGUUGCCGAGCGAGCUUCGCUUCUCUACUUUCUGCUCAACGAACUGGUGGCAAUCGAUCCCAUGUAUCAAUUUUCUUUGGAGGCUUACACGGUUUUGUUCGUCAUCUCCAUUGCACGGGCGCCUAAGUCCGAGAACUUGAGCGAGCGAAUCAAGGCCUUGAUUGAGUACCACACUUACGCAGUUUAUAAAUAUACCUCUCGCGGUUUGUUUGAAAAGCAUAAACUCCUCCUUUCGCUCCAGAUCUGUGCAAAAAUUUUGCAAGCAUCAAAUGUCAUUUCAAAUGAAGAGUGGCAGUUUUUCCUGAGGGGCGGUACAGUUCUCGACAGAUCAUCUCAGCCGCCAAUUCCGGCACCAUGGAUCUCAGAACAGGCGUGGGAUGAUGUGACAGAGCUUUCCAAAGCCAUUCCUCACUUCGAAAAGCUGGCCGCGAGCCUAGAACAGGAGCGAGGUAAAUGGGAGCAAUGGUAUAAAGUUGCGGAGCCGGAGCAAAUAGAGCUGCCUGGUGACUGGGAGGACAAAUGCAAUGACUUGCAGCGUCUGAUUAUUUUACGGUGCUUCCGACAGGAUCGUCUAAUUUUUUCGAUCACAACAUACGUUUCGAGUCUUUUGGGUCAGAAAUUUGUUGAGCCACCAAUUCUGGACUUAGCAGAAUCUUAUAGCGACUCGUCACCUGUGAACCCGCUUCUCUUUAUUCUCUCAGCUGGUGUGGAUCCUACAACCGGUCUUCAACAGUUUGCUCAGACAAAAGGCAUCCAAGACAAGUUUCAUGCGGUGGCCUUGGGACAGGGACAGGGUCCUGUUGCAAUCAGGCUGAUCAACGAAGCAGCAAAAGCUGGCGGCUGGGUAUUCCUUGCGAACUGCCAUCUUAUGACCAAAUGGCUGCCUACGCUUGAGAAGGUUCUUCAGGGCCUGGAAAAGAGUAAGCCGAAUGAAACGUUUAGGCUUUGGCUUUCUAGCGCACCGAGCUCGGAAUUCCCCAUUUCUAUCCUUCAACGUAGCGUUAAAAUGACAGCAGAACCUCCAAAGGGUCUGCGAGCUAACCUUACCAGGCUCUAUAAUCAAACGACAGAAGAGUCGUUCUUUGCGUGCAAAACACAGCACAAGUACCAAAAGCUUUUCUUUGCACUCGCUUACUUCCACAGCGUGCUUCUCGAGCGUAGAAAGUUUGGGACACUGGGCUUUAACAUUCCAUACGAUUUCAACGACACGGAUUUUCAAGUCUCAGAUGAUUUGCUUAAAACGUACCUGGACGAGUACGAGAUUACUCCUUUCGAUGCUCUCAAGUUUUUGAUAUCUGAAGCCAACUACGGUGGUCGAGUCACUGACGAGCUCGACCGCCGUGUCCUCGCUUCUUACCUCAAUCAGUUCUACUGCGAAGAGGCCCUCGCAAACCAAAAUUAUCAGCUUUCUUCUAUUCCCGUUUAUCACAUCCCUGAUGAUGGAACUCUGCAGAGUCACAAAGAGUUUAUACAGACGCUCCCGACUGUCGACAAACCGGAGGCCUUUGGCCAGCAUGGCAACGCUGACAUUGCCUCUCAGCUCGCUGCCAGUAAAAUCGUCCUGGAGACUAUCACGAGCUUGCAACCGAGGGUGGCCACCAGUAAAGGCGGCCUUAGCACCGAAGAAAUGGUUGGAAACGUUCUUGCCGAUCUCAUCCAACAGAUACCCGAACCAUUCGACUUGGCUGAUAUACAAGCACAAAAAGCGCACGAUCCAUCAGCAUUGCACACUGUUCUUUUCCAGGAGCUUGAGAGAUACAACAUUCUUCUCAAAAAUAUGCGUGAAUCAUGUUUGACUUUGGAGAAGGCUGUGCAAGGUCUUGUAUCAAUGUCUCCGGACUUGGAGCUUAUGUUCAACGCACUUGCUGAAGCAAGAGUGCCUGCACAAUGGCUCAAAGCGUAUCCUUCUUUAAAACCUCUGGGCCCUUGGACAAGAGACCUCUUGCAAAGGAUAAUUGAAUUGAAGAACUGGGCAGAGAGGACGUACCCUCUCGUAUAUUGGCUCGCUGGAUUUACGUAUCCCGCUGAUUUUCUUACUGCUGUUCUUCAGACAACAGCAAGAAGAAACUUGAUACCAGUCGAUACUUUGACUUGGGAAUUCACUAUCAUCAACAAGGAGGAGAGUGAUAUUCAGGAGCCGCCAAAAGAAGGAAUUUACGUGAAGGGACUGUUCUUGGAAGGAGCAGGAUGGGACUCGAAAAACGAAUGCUUGACAGAACCAAAGCCGAUGGAACUGAUAGUGCCAAUGCCUAUCAUUCUUUUCAAACCGGUUGUCAACAAGAAAAAAGUUCCAAAGGGCCUCUACAUGUGCCCUCUAUUUCUCUAUCCCAUUCGCACGGGAACGAGAGAAAGGCCGAGUUUUCUGCUCAACGUCGCGUUGAAGACUGGAAACGCCAGUCCAGACCACUGGGUGAAGCGUGGCACAGCGCUCCUCUUGUCACUGGCAGUGUGAAAAAUCCUUCUGUACA